Messenger RNA from Pipistrellus nathusii (Nathusius's pipistrelle), 1830 nucleotides. Lineage: Eukaryota; Metazoa; Chordata; Mammalia; Chiroptera; Vespertilionidae. The record is from the annotation of a GenBank genome assembly.
AUGGGCGCCCCGGGCUCCACGCCGCUGCCGCCGCUGCUGCUGCUGAUGCUGGGAGUCGGGUGCUGCGCCCGGCAGGUGCUGGUCCCCCAGGGGCCGCUGUACCGCGUGGCUGGCACGGCCAUCUCCAUCUCCUGCAACGUCACCGACUACGAGGGCCCCUCCCAGCAGGACUUUGAGUGGUUCCUGUACAGGCCCGAGAACCCCGAUGCUUCCGUGGGCAUCGUCAGCACCCGGGACACCGGCUUCUCCUACGCGGUCUUCAGGCCCCGGGUGGCGGCCGGCGAGGUGCGGGUGCAGCGCGUGCGGGGCGAUGCCGCGGUGCUCACCAUCGCGCGCCUGCAAGCCCAGGACGCCGGCGUGUACGAGUGCUACACCCCGUCCACCGACGCCCGCUUCCUGGGCAGCUACAGCGGCAAGGUGGAGCUGAGAGUUCUUCCAGAUGUGCUGCAGGUGUCUGCCGCCUCCCUCGGGCCCCGCGGCCGGCAGAUGCCCACCUCCCCCUCCCGCCUGACGGUGCACGAGGGGCAGGAGCUGGCCCUGGGCUGCCUGGCGCGGACCAGCACGCAGCAGCACACGCACCUGGCCGUGUCCUUUGGCCGCGCGCUGCCCGAGGCCCCCGUGGGGCGGGCGACGCUGCAGGAGGUGGUGGGGCUCCGGCCAGACCUGGCCGUGGAGGCCGGCGCCCCCUACGCCGAGCGGCUGGCGGCCGGGGAGCUGCGGCUGGCCAAGGAGGGCGCCGAGCGGUUCCGCAUGGUGCUGGGGGGCGCCCAGGCCGAGGACGCGGGCACCUACCACUGCACCGCCGCCGAGUGGAUCCAGGAUCCUGACGGCAGCUGGGCCCAGAUCGCGGAGAAGAGGGCCGCGCUGGCCCACGUGGACGUGCAGACGCUGUCCAGCCAGCUGGCGGUGGCCGUGGGGCCCGGGGAACGCCGCAUCGGCCCGGGGGAGCCCUUGGAACUGCUGUGCAACGUGUCCGGGGCGCUGCCUCCACCGGGCCACCACGCCACCUACUCCGUGGGCUGGGAGAUGGCCCCCGCAGGGGCGCCCGGGCCUGGCCGCCUGGUAGCCCAGUUGGACACGGAGGGUGUGGGCAGCCUGGGCUCCGGCUACGAGGGCCGGCACAUCGCCAUGGAGAAGGUGGCGUCCAGAACUUACCGGCUACGGAUGGAGGCCGCCCAGCCCGGCGACUCGGGCACCUACCGCUGCCUCGCCAAGGCCUACGUGCGAGGGUCCGGGGUCCGGCUGCGCGAAGCGGCCAGCGCCCGCUCCCGGCCCCUCCCCGUGCACGUGCGGGAGGAAGGCGUGGUGCUGGAGGCGGUGGCGUGGCUGGCGGGAGGCGCCGUGUACCGCGGGGAGACGGCCUCGCUGCUCUGCAACAUCUCGGUGCGGGGCGGCCCCGCGGGGCUGCGGCUGGCCACCAGCUGGUGGGUGGAGCGGCCUGAGGACCCGGAGCUGAGCUCUGCGCCCGCCCAGCUGGUGGGCGGCAUGGGUCAGGACGGCGUGGCGAAGCUGGGGGUCAGGCCCGGGGGAGGCCCCGUCAGCGUGGAGCUGGUGGGGCCCCGAAGCCACCGGCUGAGGCUGCACAGCCUGGGGCCCGAGGACGAAGGCAUAUACCACUGCACCCCCAGCGCCUGGGUGCAGCACGCCGACUACAGCUGGUACCAGGUGGGCAGCGCCCGGUCGGGGCCUGUCACAGUCUACCCCUACCUGCAUGCCCGGGACACCCUGCUCAUGCCCCUGCUGGUGGGGGCAGCCGUGGCCCUCGUCACGGGCGCCGCCAUCCUGAGCACCAUCACCUGCUGCUUCAUGAAGAGGCUGCGGAAACGAUGA